This is a messenger RNA of Penicillium lagena, 2592 nucleotides long. Its product is annotated as beta-mannosidase. Gene Ontology annotation, biological process: carbohydrate metabolic process; glycoprotein catabolic process. Bases 1 to 2592 code for a protein of 863 amino acids. NCBI's taxonomy places the organism in Eukaryota, Fungi, Ascomycota, Eurotiomycetes, Eurotiales, Aspergillaceae. The record is from RefSeq and is a predicted model, not a curated record. Gene Ontology annotation, molecular function: beta-mannosidase activity. The transcript has 3 exons.
AUGGCGGAACUCAAGAGAAUUGAAAUCACUCAAGGCUGGAAGUUCAAACAGGCCAGCAGCCUCAACAACUCCACGGCCUCUUCUUUUCUGCCUGUUGCCCAGUUCCCGACCGUCGCUCAUAUUGAUCUCCUUCACCACGAGCUCAUUCCGGACCCAUACAUCGACUCGAAUGAAACAAAAUGCCUUUGGGUCAACGAGGCGGAUUGGACGUACUGUACGUCGGAGAUACCCAAUCUCAACCUUUCGAAUCCCAAUGAGCACGCCGUUCUUGUCUUUGAGGGCUUAGACACAGUCGUUGAUGUAUUCCUCAAUGGUGAACAUAUUCUGGCAAGCAAAAAUAUGCAUCUGGCGCAUAGGGUCGAUGUCACUGAACUUUUGAAACGGGCUGAGGGCAAAAGCUCGCUGGAGCUGCGUUUCAAGAAUGCGCCUGCGAUUUCACGAGAGGAAAAAAGCCGCAUUGGAUAUAAGGGCAACGAGACGGAUGUGCAUUUUGGUGGUCCAGAGAGGUUGUUUCUGAGAAAAGCGCAGUACCAUUGGGGCUGGGACUGGGGACCGGCGGUCAAUACUUCGGGCCCCUGGAAGCCCAUCUAUCUCGAGAUCUUUGAGACCAGAAUUGAUGAGCUUCUCAUUCGCCAAGAGGUUUCGGCAGAUUUGAAGACGGCAGUUUUGAACGUCAAAGGGAGCGUUGAGCAUCCUUCUCCGAACCAAGAAGUCAAUCUUGAACUGCUUGCUCCUGCUGGGUCCCGUAUUCAGAGCCACAUUCUGAAAGCAGUUGGUACCCGAUUUGAAGCCAGCAUUACCAUCAACAACCCUGAAUUGUGGUAUCCUUAUACUUACGGAGACCAGCCUCUCUACACCGUGACUGUCCGGCUUCCCAAACAAGACAGCAGAAGUCAAUCGAUUGGUCUUCGUCGCCUUAGACUACUCCAACACUCACUUCAGAAUGCGGAGGGAACAUCAUUUGUCUUCGAGAUCAACAAUAUCCGCAUAUUUGCGGGUGGCUCAUGCUGGAUUCCUGGAGACUUCAUGCUACCACGCAUGACGCGCCAGCGCUAUUCAGACUGGCUGCAACUUGCAAAGUCCGGGAACCAGAGCAUGAUCCGUGUUUGGGGCGGAGGCAUCGUCGAAACCGACGACUUUUACGACAUCUGUGACCGAGAAGGGAUCUUGGUGUGGCAGGAUUUCCUCUUCGCCUGUGGCAACUAUCCGGCUUCCCAAGAUUUCAUGGAAAACGUCAAAUUGGAAGCGGAGGAUCAGUUGAGGCGUGUGGGCCAUCAUGCGAGCCUGGUACUCUGGGCGGGCAAUAAUGAAGAUUACCUACUGGCUGAAAGAUGGGGCUGGGAACUUGAUAUGACGGACGAAAAAGGACCGUGGGAUCAGACAGAUUUCCCAGCCAGAGAAAUCUAUGAGAGAUUACUUCCUCGUCUGGUAGAGGAACUGGGCGGUGAUGUUCCAUACUGGAGGAGUAGUCCUUACGGUGGAUCUUAUUCAAAUGACACCACUGUGGGAGACACGCAUAUCUGGGACGUCUGGCAUGGAAAAUUGUCACCCUACCAAGACUACAAGAACUAUACUUCUCGCUUCAUCAGCGAAUUUGGAUUUGAAUCUUGUCCCUCCUUGCGCACUCUGCACCGAGCCAUCACCGAUUCUUCGGAAAGGCACGCCCAAUCCCGAACCUUUGACAUCCACGACAAAGGACCCGGGCACACUCGCCGUUAUCCCAUGUACAUGGGCGAGAAUUUCCGUUUCCGCAUGAACCCACUCCGAGAUUUCGUCUAUUGCACUCAGUUCCUGCAAGCCGAUGCCAUGGCAUACGCGUACAAUUGCUGGCGCCGAGAAUUCCGAGGCCCUGAGCAAGAAUAUUGCGCUGGGGUGCUUGUGUGGCAGCUGAAUGAUAUCUGGCCGGGCUCUAGCUGGGCCUUGGUAGAUGUUGACUUGCAGCGCAAGCCCGCCUAUUAUGUCACGAAAAGAGCUCUAGGGAAAUUCGUCGUCGGCAUGGAGCGCACCGUUACAAAAGAACCACCAUACAUUGUGACUGGGUAUCUACCAGAAAAGCAUGCCUUGGACGUCUGGGCCGUGAAUGGCACUCUGGAGCCACGAAAAGCAACUCUUAAACUGAGCGCCUAUGAUAUUCGAUCUGGCUCUCGCGUUUCACUGCCCAAAAAUGUUGAAGAGCAGAACUUGGUGCUUCCACCUAAUCGAACAACCGAAAUCACGAGCAUCAAUAUCCCAGAUCCGGACAACACUGUCGUUGCCGCCUACAUAGAUGAUAGUGACACCACUGAGCGUCUUGCACGUUGGGUUUCUUGGCCUGAGCCCCUCAGGCUGCUACACCUUUCUCCAGAUCUACUUAUCAAUACUAGAAUUUCGGAGUUGGGCGACAGGGUCUUCGUCAGUGCAAACGCCCCUGUGAAAGGAGUGGUGCUCUCCGUGCCCAUGACCGAACUAGGCGAGGAUGCAGUUUUCGAAGACAAUUUUGUGGAUUUGGUUCCUGGCGAGACGGUGGAUAUCGGUGUCCAUUCGCUUCAGGGCCGGAGUGUGCAAACGCGUUUUCUGUAUGACUGGGAGAUGGAGGAGGGCUUUGAGCUGUAA